AUGGGGCGGGCUGAGCGGUCUAGCGCCUGCGAUGCCUACGCUCAGGCGUCUGCGAGACGCGGCCAGGGGGGCGAUUGCGGCGCGUACUUGUCCGCAGGGGGGGAGCAGCCGUUGCCCCGGGAGACGGUCGUGUUGCUGAGCUGUGGAGCAGGGCCGCUGCAAGUGAUCCUGGGCCCAGAGCAAGCUGCGGUGCUGGAGUGCAGUCUGGGGGUGGCUGCAGCCGGACCCCCCACCAGCGUCACGUGGAGCAAGGAUGGGGGCGCCCUGCCUGAGCACGACCACCUCCGCCUGCUACCCAGUGGCUCCCUGUGGUUGUCCCAGCUGCCAGCCCCCGAAGGUAGUGACGAGCCAGCCCCUGGAGCCCCAGAGGUCAUUGAGGGCAGCUAUUCCUGCCUGGCCCGAGGGCCCCUAGGAGUGGUGGCCAGCCAGGCGGCGGUGGUCAAGCUUGCCACACUCGCGGGCUUCUCUCUGCACCCGGAGUCUCAGACGGUGGAGGAGAACGGGACCGCUCGGUUUCAGUGCCACAUUGAAGGGCUGCCAGCACCCGUCAUUACUUGGGAGAAGGACCAGGUGACAGUGCCUGAGGAGCCUCGGCUCAUCACGCUUCCCAACGGGGUCCUCCAGAUCCUGGAUGUUCAGGAGAGUGAUGCCGGCUCCUACCGCUGCGUGGCCACCAACUCGGCCCACCAGAGCAUCAGCCAGGAGGCCCUACUCCACGUGGCCCGCAGAGGGUCCCUGGCAUCCACCGCAGGGCAGGACGUGGUCAUUGUGGCAGCCCCGGAGAACACCACCGUGGUGUCUGGCCAGAGUGUGGUGAUGGAGUGUGUGGCCUCGGCUGACCCCACCCCUUUCGUGUCCUGGGUCCGACAGGAUGGGAAGCCCAUCUCCACGGAUGUCAUCGUUCUGGGCCGCACCAACCUACUAAUCACCAGCGCGCAGCCCCGGCACUCUGGCGUCUACGUCUGCCGAGCGAACAAGCCCCGCACACGCGACUUUGCCACCGCCGCUGCCGAGCUCCGCGUGCUGGGUGAGGGGGGGGUGGGGUGGGGGGGGCGGAGAGCAGAUGUGGGGGAGAUCGGAUUGGGGAGGGUGAGCUGGGGCCGAGGGAGGGAGGACUGGGGGAGGGGGGAAAUGNNNGGCGGCGGCGGCAGCCUGGUCAUCACACAGAUCGGCCUGCAGGACGCCGGCUACUACCAAUGCGUGGCCGAGAACAGCGCGGGCACCGCGUGCGCCACCGCGCCACUGGCAGUCGUGGUGCGAGAGGGGCUGCCCAGCGCCCCCACGCGGGUCACCGCCACGCCGCUGAGCAGCUCCUCCGUGCUGGUGGCCUGGGAGCGGCCCGAGCUGCACAGCGAGCAGAUCAUUGGCUUCUCCCUCCACUACCAGAAGGCACGAGGUAUGGACAACGUGGAGUAUCAGUUUGCAGUGAACAAUGACACCACUGAGCUGCAGGUUCGGGACCUGGAACCCAACACAGACUACGAGUUCUACGUAGUGGCCUACUCGCAGCUGGGGGCCAGCCGCACCUCCACCCCAGCGCUGGUCCACACGCUGGAUGAUGUCCCCAGUGCAGCGCCCCAGCUCUCCCUGUCCAGCCCCAACCCCUCGGACAUCAGGGUGGCGUGGCUGCCCCUGCCUCCCAGCCUGAGCAAUGGGCAGGUGGUGAAGUACAAGAUAGAGUACGGUUUGGGAAAGGAAGAUCAGAUGUUCUCCACCGAGGUUCCGGGGAACGAGACACACUUUACACUGAACUCACUUCAGCCCAACAAGGUGUAUCAAGUGCGGAUUUCGGCUGGCACGGGGGCCGGCUAUGGGGCCCCCUCCCAGUGGAUGCAGCACAGGACGCCCAGUAUGCAUAACCAGAGCCACGUCCCUUUUGCCCCUGCAGAGCUGAAGGUACGGGCAAGGAUGGAGUCCCUGGUCGUGUCGUGGCAGCCGCCCCCUCACCCCGCCCAGAUCUCUGGCUACAAGCUAUACUGGCGGGAGGUGGGGACAGAGGAGGAGGAGGCCAAUGGUGAGAGCCCUCCAGGGGGCCGUGGAGACCAGGCUUGGGAUGUGGGGCCUGUCCGGCUCAAGAAGAAAGUGAAACAGUAUGAGCUGACCCAGCUAGUCCCUGGCCGGCUGUACGAGGUGAAGCUGGUGGCAUUCAACAAACAUGAGGACGGCUAUGCGGCAGUGUGGAAGGGCAAGACAGAGAAGGCUCCCACGCCAGACCUGCCCAUCCAGAGGGGGCCACCCUUGCCUCCGGCCCACGUCCAUGCGGAAUCAAACAGCUCCACGUCCAUUUGGCUUCGGUGGAAAAAGCCAGACUUCACCACGGUCAAGAUUGUCAACUACACUGUGCGCUUCAGCCCCUGGGGGCUCAGGAAUGCCUCCCUGGUCACCUAUUACACCAGUUCUGGAGAAGACAUUCUCAUCGGCGGGCUGAAGCCAUUCACCAAAUACGAGUUUGCAGUUCAGUCCCACGGCGUGGACAUGGAUGGGCCUUUUGGCUCUGUGGUGGAGCGCUCCACCCUGCCUGACCGGCCCUCGACGCCCCCAUCUGACCUGCGCCUGAGCCCCCUGACACCGUCCACCGUUCGGCUGCACUGGUGCCCCCCCACGGAGCCCAACGGCGAGAUCGUGGAGUAUCUGAUUCUCUACAGCAGCAACCACACCCAGCCCGAGCACCAGUGGACCCUGCUCACCACAGAGGGGAACAUCUUCAGUGCUGAGGUACACGGCCUCGAGAGCGACACUAGGUACUUCUUCAAGAUGGGGGCGCGCACAGAGGUGGGGCCCGGGCCCUUCUCUGGCCUGCAGGAUGUGAUCACUCUCCAGGAAAAGCUCUCAGACUCUCUGGACGUGCACUCGGUCACGGGCAUCAUCGUGGGCGUCUGCCUGGGCCUCCUCUGCCUCCUGGCCUGCAUGUGUGCUGGCCUGCGCCGCAGCCCCCACAGGGAAGCCCUCCCGGGCCUGUCCUCCACUGCUACUUCUGGGAACCCGGCGCUGUACUCCCGAGCCCGCCUCGGCCCCCCCAGCCCCCCGGCUGCCCAUGAACUGGAGUCCCUUGUGCACCCCCGUCCCCAGGACUGGUCCCCACCGCCGUCAGAUAUCGAGGACAGGGCUGAAGUGCACAGCCUUAUGGGCGGCGGUGGUCCCGACUGCCGGGGUCACUCCAAGAGAAAGAUCUCCUGGGCUCAGCCAGGUGGGCCGAGCUGGGCAGGUUCCUGGGCAGGCUGUGAGCUCCCCCAGGCAGGCGCCAUGCCGGCUCUGACCCGGGCCCUGCUGCCCCCUGCUGGAACCGGGCAGACGCUGUUGCUGCAGGCUCUGGUGUACGAUGCCAUAAAGGGCAACGGGAGGAAGAAGCCACCCCCAGCCUGUAGGAACCAGGUGGAGGCUGAAGUCAUUGUCCACUCUGACUUUAGUGCAUCCAGAGGGAACCCUGACCUCCACCUCCAAGACCUGGACCCUGAGGAUGCCCUGCCUUCAGAGGCUCCUGACCUCACUUCGGAUGUUGUGGAUCUAGAGCAAGGGGCAGACUGGCCAGACAGGGAGCUGGGAGGGUGUGAACAGGUGACCCCUGGGCCAGACAGACUUACCUGCCUGCCAGAGGCGGCCAGUUCUUCUUGCCCCUACCCGGGCCUCCCGCCCAGUGAGGCUCUGGAGGAGGCCCCUGGGAACAGCUGCCAGCCAAAGUCUCCCUGCCCUCCAGGAGACAGCCCAGGCCUGCCCAGAGCCCCAGUCUCCUCCUCUGCUGAGCUCCCCUAGAGGGCACAGUUUGGGACAGGCUCGUGUAGAUCAUGGGACAUGACAUGUGUGGCCACGCACGUACACAUGUGCACCUUCAGGUACUGAACAUCAUCAAGCCAUUGGGAGCCCCCUAGGGUGCUUCGGCUCAGGGGAGAGGAAGAAAUGGGUUAUUGACUCCCCCUACAUGCUGUGACACGUGAUAUGUGAGACACAUGUGAAGCACGGCUAUACGUGAUGUACACGUGUGUGAAACAUGUGUGUGCUGGUUGAUGAGUUGGGAAACCCUGGCCCAGGCAGUGGUCACUACAGCCUGACUGAUCUUCCAGGUCAGGACGGUGCCCCAGCGUGGUCCAUCCCCAGCCCUGUGGGCUCCCACCUCCGUCACCCAGCCUUUUUAUUACACACUCUGAGAGUGUCUCCAGUGCCCUGUCUGACAGAGACAGCCCCGGCCCACUUCCCUGUCUCGCGGGGCUGAGUGCAAGUAGGCUCUGAAUGCCUCACAUCUUAAUUGCAUCACCCCCCCAUCUCCCAUGUCCCCACUGCCGGAAUUGAGAGGGUGACGCUGGCCCCCCCUCAGAGCGACUCUGCAUCUAAUUUUGUAAUCGGGGAAGUGCCUGGUUUGGAAAAUCUGCUUUCUCUUGCUCUCCCCUCCUUCCCCCCUCCCCAUGCCCUCCUCUAGUGUCCAUCUCCCAGUCCACCUGCCCUCCCCGUCUUCCCGCCCAUCUCUUCCUAAUUCUCUCGCCUUUCCUCUCUGUGGUUUCCCUGUAUGUCUGUCACACCUCUCUCAGACCGUGUCAUGUGGUUCUCCUGCCUGGGGUUCAAUCUCUGCAUCCUUCCCUAACAACAUGACUACCUCAUGUCUGCUUCGAGGCCAUAGUGCAACUCUUGUGUCCACCAUCCACUUCAGCCAUCAUCCUCCUGCCCCUUCCUCUCUGUACCUCCAAAGGCCCCCUCCCCAGGCAGACUGCACCUCCCCUCAGCCCAGUGCAGGCUUGGAGAAGACCUUCCAGCUUCCCUUGCAUCUUUCUCCCUGGGACUGAGACAGGAGGGUUCUUCUUGGAGGGGAUGAAUGUAAGUCACACAAGGACAUACCUUAGACCAGGAAAGGGGAACGUGACCCAGAGGCUCAGGAUAAAAUUACUCCGUCCCUUCUAGACAGGAAGACAAGUUUGCUGGAUGGAGGCAGUUUGGGGCCUUCCUUCCCAGCUAAAGCUAGAAGGGUGGUAGGGGAGAGGAAAUCAGGAGCUCUGAAACCCCGCCGCUUCCCACUCUGUGCAUCUUGAACAUGAGCUGAUCGGGUUGGGGUGAGAGCGUCCUCUCCUCCUCUGGGGUGCUGGAAGAGAGGUCUUUGCCCAGGACAAGGGUGAGGGGCUCAUUUCAUUUCGUUUUGUCUUUAAAUGCAAUUCUGAAGUCAUUAUCUUUUGGCCUGCCACACAGGGACAAGCUUGACUUCUCUUUCCUGUGGAGAGGAAACAGUGUCAUUUAUUUGAUUUUGCGCCUCAGCCUCUCAUAGGAGCAUAGAGUACGCGGUUGUGGUCUUUUCUCCUUGAAUGCAUCCUUUUUCUUACUGAUCAGCACAUCAAGGGUUAACUCUGGCUUCUGGGCCAAAUUAGAAAUAACCAGUCUAUCUUUCCCUUUUUUUUUUUUUAAUGGUGAAAUGUCUCUCAGCGGAGUUGCAGCUUCCUCAGACCCUUUCAGCAUCUGUGUUUAUUACACUCGGGUGUCACUCACGUUUGACAUCCGCACCUACGGUUCCUCCCCCUCCCCCUCCUUCAGCCAGCCUCUGAUAACACUAAAGAUUAUUAAUGUUGGUUUUGUAUCUCGUUAAGGACAAAAUUGUCACUUGUACUAUUUCUGUAGCAUUCAGCGUUGCUGUGGCUAACAUCACUGUGUAUGUUUCAUCAUUGCUCUGAAGGUCAAAAGCCUCAUUUUAUUUUGCUGGUUUAUUUUCCUUUAGGAAAAAAAAAAAAAACUGCCCUGAAUUAAAUGGCUGUUUUAACAGUAGGCUCUUAGCAUUACACCACAUAGUCAUUUUUCAUGUUCUUGUUUAACAGGCACUGAGGUUCUGGUUUAAAUUAAAUAGCUGCAAAUGAGACAAUUUAUAACCCAUUAGGUUGGGUGGAAAAUUGUUUCUCAAAAGCAAAUAAGUAAUAAAUCUGGUAUCUGCCUAUAACUCACAGUUGAUAAGAAAGUGGCCAUUACUCAUUAGCAUUAUAUAUGAUUUGGGCUCUGGGUAAUUUGGAAGUGUUAGGUUUGUGUCUUUAUAGCAGUAUUUUUAUUAGAAAAGAGUCUAUUGGCCUUUUACAGGGUAUUAAUCCCUUUGUCACCUACCAUUGAUGCCUUACGGUUUUUGAGUCUCAUUUAAAAAGCUUUUUCUUGAUGCAUGACAAGUGUAAUCGGUACCUGCUCAUUUAUUUGUCUGUAUUUAGUUUUGCUGUAUUAUUUAAUUAUUUUCCCAGCAUUUUUUUUCUUCUUACAAGUAUGAUAUUCUUUAGUGUUAAGCCAAGGCGUUGAUCAUGUAUCUGUCCUGAUAAUGAAUUAAUAAACUAUUUUCCAAAAA
Molecule: messenger RNA, 6292 nt
Organism: Vicugna pacos (alpaca)
Lineage: Eukaryota; Metazoa; Chordata; Mammalia; Artiodactyla; Camelidae
Source: RefSeq, a predicted model, not a curated record